Messenger RNA from Nematocida major, 408 nucleotides. RefSeq lists its product as uncharacterized. The record is from RefSeq and is a predicted model, not a curated record. The coding region runs from base 1 to 408 and encodes 135 amino acids. The transcript has a single exon. Lineage: Eukaryota; Fungi; Microsporidia.
AUGCGUGUGCUUUGCGGGGCUGUGUGCAAGCGCGAAGGGUCUGCAGGAACAGGCCGCAUAGCGGCGCACAUAUGCAUGCCUUUGUCCAUUCAGCUGUUUAUUGUUCUGUUUGAGUGUUUUUCGAUAUACCCGCAUGCAAUCCUGCAAGCAUGCGUGCUAGCUGCAGAAUGGCGCUUUUGUCUUGCCAACAGCCUUUUCAUAGGCCAGAACGCCAGCACUAGCUUUUCCGGCGCCCACGAGGGGAGCAUGCUCCCAUACGCGCAGGAAAAAGUUUUUAGCUUUUUCUUUUCUGUAGAGCGGAAAGCUUGGGCAGUCUCUAUGUCGCCUAUUUUGUAUUCUUCGGGCUGCUCUUUGUGCUUCAAAGGGCCCAAGGUUUUGCCGCGCUCUCAAAAAGCGUGCAUGGCCUGA